Messenger RNA from Humulus lupulus (European hop), 1659 nucleotides. RefSeq names its product TPR repeat-containing thioredoxin TDX. The transcript is spliced from 10 exons. Lineage: Eukaryota; Viridiplantae; Streptophyta; Magnoliopsida; Rosales; Cannabaceae. Bases 219 to 1367 code for a protein of 382 amino acids. The record is from RefSeq and is a predicted model, not a curated record. Gene Ontology annotation, molecular function: protein dimerization activity; Hsp70 protein binding.
AUAAAUAAAAUCCGAUUUAUUAAUUAAACGUACGUGGCUUGAAUUGUAGCUCUAUUCCUCCCUAACAUUUAUUUAUGCACACAACAUGUUUGUUGAAAUGAUUCCUUGGAUAAAAUUCCAUCGAAAAGAUUCUCCACACUUCGGAAUAGAAAAGGAAAAAGAUAGAAAAUUUAGGAGCAGACUAAUCGAAAAGAGUGGAGAUUGGUUUAGAACGGAAUAUGGAUUCUGUAAAGGUGGCAGAGUUGGAGCAGUUCAUUACUCAGUGCAGAUCAAACCCUUCACUCCUCCAUAACCCUUCUCUCGCCUUCUUCAAGUUCUAUCUUCAGAGCUUGGGUGCUCGAAUUCCUUCUGACCCUGAUAUGGAUAAAAACGAUAUGGAGGACAGUAAGGAAAAUAUUGAUGCCAAGAAGCAUGAGUCGUUCGGGGAAGAUGAUGCCAUUGUUGAGUCUGAUGUUGAAUUGGAUGAUUCUGAUGUUGUGGAGCCUGAUAACGAGCCCCCACAAAAGAUGGGAGAUCCAUCUGUUGAGGUUACAGAAGAGAUGCAAGACGAAGCACAAGCUGCAAAAUCAAAGGCUAUGAAUGCUAUUUCUGAAGGUAAGCUGGAUGAAGCCAUUGAUCACAUAACACAAGCAAUAGCGUUAAAUCCUAAAUCUGCAAUAUAUUAUGCAACUAGAGCUAGUAUCUUUGUCAUAUUAAAGAAACCAAAUGCAGCUAUUCGGGAUGCUGAUGCAGCUUUAAAGAUCAACCCUGACUCUGCUAAAGGAUAUAAAAUAAGAGGCAUGGCGAGGGCAAUGUUGGGUCAUUGGGAAGAAGCUGCUAAGGAUUUGCAUGUAGCAUCCAAUAUUGAUUUUGACGAGGAGAUUGGUUUGGUGCUUAAAAAGAUCGAACCUAAUGCUCGGAAAAUUGAAGAGCAUAGGAGAAAAUAUGAACGCCUGCGAAAAGCAAAGGAGGCAAGAAAAGCUGAGCGUGAGAAGCAGAGACAAUUUGAAGCCCAAGCUCAAGAAGCACUGUCUGCUCUCAAGGACGGUGAAGUUAUCGGUAUACACUCCAUCGGUGAGAUGGAAACAAAGUUAAAUGCUGCUUCAAAGACAUCUCGUCUCGCAAUCCUCUAUUUCACAGCAACAUGGUGCGGUCCAUGCCGUUUCAUAUCUCCUUUGUAUGUCAACUUAGCUGGUAAGUACCCGAAAGUUGUUUUCUUGAAAGUUGACAUAGACGAGGCAAGGGAUGUCGCUGCACGCUGGGACAUAAGUAGUGUUCCGACCUUUUUCUUCGUAAGGAACGGUAAAGAGAUAGACAAGGUGGUUGGUGCAGACAAAAAUGCACUCGAAAACAAGAUUGCCCAACACGCAGGCUCAUCAGCCCAGUGAACCGGGUGGGGCACUCGACGAAAGGAGAGCGCACUGAGCAAGUACGAGAAAUUGGCCCCGCUGAGCUUUAUUUAAGAUAGAAUGGGGGGAAUCGAAAGGAAAGGCUUCCGUUUCCGUUCUUGGUUUGGGUCUUUGGACUUUUUUUUUUUUUAAUUGUCUUUGUACUCUGACUUUAAUGCUGAGCAAAAAGAAAACGGGUUUACUACGGCUUGUAAAAUGACUUGCUGAAGUUGAGUCCAAAACUCACAUACAUGUACAUGUUUAACGUUAAUAGUGUUUUGUUUUGGGUUGA